UGCAAAGGUGAUACAAUUUAUAAAGUUUAUUACUGUUUCUGCUACUAUAUAAUUAGUUACAGAACAACGAAUUCAGAAGCGCCGCUUCAGUUUUAUUCGCGCCUCUCAAGUCCGUAGAACUGCUACCAACACGACUCCCGAAGUGGCCCCAACAGCUGAGGUCCUAUCGAGCAGCCACGCAGAGCUUAUCAAACGUCUGGACGGAAUUCAAGAGGCCCAAAAGGGCAUGUUUUCACUUUUGGGUGGUGUGGACAACCGUCUAACUGCCAUUGAAAAGGCGCUUAAAGAAAAUAUGCCUGAGAAAGCUGAGGUUCAAGCGCAAAGCAAAAUAUUACGUGAAUACAAAGUCAUCGCGGCGCGAACUCAGCUAUCGGUUAGCCGCAUCACAGGUGACAUAGAGGACGAGGAAUACCUAGAGCUUGCCUCCAUGCUUCCCAUGUCAUCAGAGGAGACAUUGCUAGCCGUAAAGACGAAACUCUGUACAAAGGCCAGUAGUGAUGCAUUUAUGCGGCUGUUAGUUAAGUCAAAAGGUGUAAAAGGCAGUGUAGACGGAGUUCUGCGUUCGCUGCUGCACGAUAACUUGGUGGCCGGCUACAAUUUGGAGGGACGUAAAGAAAAAAAAAUCGCUUCUAAAGCUUAAGGCUCUGGACUUGGUUUUCGAUGUCUUUGGGGAGAAAACGAAGGAGCAGACCGUUAAUGAAAUUAGGCGUUAUGUAGCACUUAGUCACAAUAGGUUUAAGCAAAAAAAAAGCACAAACUUAAUUAGAUGUAAAUAUUUAUAUCUUAAGGCCGGU
Messenger RNA from Rhagoletis pomonella (apple maggot), 794 nucleotides. RefSeq lists its product as uncharacterized. The record is from RefSeq and is a predicted model, not a curated record. The transcript has 4 exons. The coding region runs from base 227 to 640 and encodes 137 amino acids. NCBI's taxonomy places the organism in Eukaryota, Metazoa, Arthropoda, Insecta, Diptera, Tephritidae.